CACUGUCUUUGUCUCAACAAAAACAAUAAGAAAAGACAAAGAUUUAUUCCUUUUAUACAUAAUCUCUCUGUCUCUCUCACUUCUUCAUCUCUCUAUUUCUUCUCUCCUUUUCAAUAUAUUUUCACCAUCUCCUCUUUAUUUUUGUAUCUCUCCUCUCUUUUUCAAUAUUACUUUUUUGAGAGGAGAGAAAAUUCUUAAAUUAUUUUAUCUACUUACCCUUUUUCUACGAGUCAUUGCAUAUAUCACCAAUACAGCUACUAUUUCAUAAACCUCGCGUCGCUUUACAGCAACCGAGAUUUGUUGGAAUCAGGUCGAACAACAACGAGAGAAGAUCCAAGUGAAAUCUAGUAUUUAAGGAAUAUAUUUAAUUAUCGUCGAAAGAAAAGACGAAUAAUUAUAGCAAAAAUGAUUUCGAACAACAAAACAAAUAGUAAUAAUAAGAAUAUUGAGGUUGACAAUGAGCAAGAGGAUGAUGCAAGAAAUGGCAUAAAAAAGGGACCAUGGACCCCACAAGAAGAUAUGAUUUUGAUAGAGUACGUGAACAAACAUGGUGAAGGAAAUUGGAAUUCAGUUCAGAAAAAUUCAGGGUUGUUAAGAUGUGGAAAAAGCUGUAGACUUAGAUGGGCUAAUCAUCUAAGGCCUAAUCUUAAGAAAGGUGCAUUUUCUGAAGAAGAAGAAAAAAUCAUCAUUGAACUUCAUGCUAAGCUUGGAAACAAAUGGGCUAGAAUGGCUGCUCAGUUGCCAGGAAGAACAGAUAAUGAAAUAAAGAAUUUCUGGAACACAAGGAUGAAAAGGAGGCAGAGAGCAGGAUUACCACUUUACCCUCCAGAAAUUCAUGCAGAAGCUAUUGCAUACAAUAAUCAUCUAAUGCAGCAACAACAAAAAUAUGAUGAACCUUUCUCUUCUUCAUCAUCUUUAUCAUUUUCAUUACUCUUAUCUUCUUGUUACCCUAAGAAGCUUAAUGACCAAAACCAUUAUAAUCAUCCUCUUCAAAAUCAAAACAACUCUGCAGAUUCUGCUAAUAAUCAUUACACCAAUGAUAAUCCACAGUUCAAUGAAACUCUUGCAUUGCAACCACAUUCACCUUAUCCAUCUUCAUCCUCAACUCUUUUCAACCAAAGUUUUAAUGCUGCUGCUGCUGCUGCACCAAGUGAUUUGAGCUAUGAUCAUGGCUUCAAUGCAGGAGGAGGAGGAAGAGGAGGAGGAUCAAUGUAUGAACCUUUUCCUUUGGUUCCGGGCGGGUCGAAUACCGAGAUAUCUUCGAGCCAAACAACAAUUGAUUCUUCAAGUCCUGCUUCAAGCAUGGUUAAUAAUAAUGAUUACUAUGAAGUUGCACCAAUAUCAAAUGAAGGAAAUAGUGGACUUUUGGAUGCUUUAGUUGUUGAAGGUAGAAACCUUUCAAGCAAUGAUAAGUCAAAGAGUGAGGAUUCAAAUGUUAAGGGGAAUAUUUGUUAUAAGAGAAAAAGCAUGGAGAGUGAAGAUAGCACUAUUCCUUUGGUGUCAGCCAUGAAGAAGAAGAAGAAGAAGAAGAAGAAGAAGAAUGGAAUUAGCAGUAAUGAAAUUCAGAAGGAAGGUUUUAGCUCUUCUCAGUUGUCAACAGGGAAGAAAGCAAUUGAGGAGGAUCCAAUAGAAGAGAUGAAUUCAAUGUACGAUGAUGAUUUGCAUUGCUUGCUGAACAAUUUUCCAGAAAUACCAAUGCCUGAAUGGUAUUGUAGAGGAAAAAGUCAGUCAUUGGGAAUUGAAACUCCAACUGAUCAUGCUUCUUCAUCAUCUGGUCCCACCAAUCAAGAAUUUGCUUGGACUCUUGGACCCACUUGGAACAACAUGCCUGGCAUAUGUUAAUUGUAAACAACAUCAAAUAUUAUUAAUUUCAAAACAAAUAUUCAUAGUCAAAUAGAUAGUUCAAUUCAGCCAUAUUAUAUAGUUAGAAUAGAGAAUUGUACGAUGUUCAAAUGGGUUUCAAAUUUUAAGGAUAUUAAUUCAAUCAA
Messenger RNA from Cicer arietinum (chickpea), 1988 nucleotides. RefSeq lists its product as uncharacterized. The record is from RefSeq and is a predicted model, not a curated record. Lineage: Eukaryota; Viridiplantae; Streptophyta; Magnoliopsida; Fabales; Fabaceae.